AUGGCCGCGGACGUGGAGCAGCGGCUGGGCAGCCUCACCGUCUUCACUCGCGACGACUUCGACGGCGACUGGCGCCAAGUGGCCAGCGGCGGCUUCGGCCAGGUGUUCCAGGUGCGGCACAAGCGCUGGCGGACCCAGUACGCCAUCAAGUGCUCCCCCUGCCUCCUGCCAGAUGCCACCAGCUCUGAUGUGAAUUGCCUCAUUGAAGAAGCAGCCAAAAUGGAAAAGAUCAAGUUUCAGCACAUCGUGUCCAUCUAUGGGGUGUGCAAGCAGCCCCUGGGCAUCGUGAUGGAGUUCAUGGCCAGUGGAUCCCUGGAGAAGAUGCUGCCCACACACAGCCUCAGCUGGCAGCUCAAGUUCCGCAUCAUCCACGAGACCAGCCUGGCCAUGAAUUUUCUCCACAGCAUUAAGCCGCCUCUGCUCCACCUGGACCUCAAGCCAGGUAACAUUCUCCUGGACAGCAACAUGCAUGUCAAGAUUUCGGACUUUGGCCUGUCCAAGUGGAUGGAACAGUCGACCCGGAUGCAGUACAUCGAGAGGUCGGCUCUGCGGGGCACCCUAAGCUACAUCCCCCCUGAGAUGUUCCUGGAGAGUAAUAAGGCGCCAGGCCCCAAGUAUGACGUGUACAGCUUCGGGAUUGUCAUCUGGGAGCUCCUCACUCAGAAGAAACUGUAUUCAGGCUUCGGCAUGAUGACCAUCAUCAUCCGAGUGGCCACAGGCAUGCGGCCCUCCCUGCAGCCUGUCUCUGAUGAGUGGCCAGGCGAGGCCCAGCAGAUGGUGGACCUGAUGAAGCGCUGUUGGGACCAGGACCCCAAGAAGAGGCCGUGCUUUCCAGACAUCACAGUGGAGACAGACAUGCUGCUGUCCCUGCUCCAGAGCGCUGUGGCAGACCCAGAGAGCGAGGCCCUGGCCAGGAAGGUGUCCUGCAAGCCGUCUCUGCGCCGGCCCUGGGAGGUCAGUGAGGAGGUCAGCCAGGAGCUAACAGACAGCGGUGACUCAGGAGACUACUUGAAGCGGGUCCUGCAUCUCUCGGACAGUGGGAGCCUGGUCCCAAGCGAUGAGGAGCUGCGCAUCUACGAGAACAAGGUCACUCCCCUCCACUUCCUGGUGGCGCAGGGCAGCGUGGAGCAGGUGAAGCUGCUGCUGGCCCACGAGGUCGACGUGGACUGCCAGACAGCCUGCAGCUACACGCCCCUCCUCAUCGCUGCCCAGGACCAGCAGCCCGACCUCUGCACCCUGCUCCUGGAGCACGGCGCCAGCGCCAACUUGGCGGAUGAGGACGGCUGGGCCCCGCUACACUUUGCAGCCCAGAAUGGGGACGACCGCACUGCCCGCCUGCUCCUGGACCACGGGGCCCACGUGGAUGCCCAGGAGCAUGAGGGGUGGACUCCACUCCACCUGGCUGCACAGAACAACUUUGAGAAUGUCGCACGGCUUCUGGUCUCCCGUCAAGCUGACCCGAACCUGAGUGAGGCUGAGGGCAAGACCCCCCUCCAUGUGGCUGCCUACUUUGGCCACAUCAGCCUGGUCAAGCUGUUGACAGGCCAGGGGGCUGUGUUGGAUGCUCGGCAGAGAAACCUGAGGACACCACUGCACCUGGCGGUGGAGCGAGGCAAAGUGAGGGCCAUCCAACACCUUUUGAAGAGUGGGGCAGCCCCUGAUGCCCUUGACCAGAGCGGCUACAGCCCACUGCACAUCGCGGCUGCCAGGGGCAAGUACCUUAUCUGCAAGAUGCUGCUCAGGUAUGGGGCCAGCCUCGAGCUGCCAACCCAGCAGGGCUGGACGCCCCUGCAUCUAGCAGCCUACAAGGGCCACCUGGAGAUCAUCCACCUGCUGGCUGAGAGCCACGCAGACUUAGGGGCUCCUGGAGGCAUGAACUGGACCCCCCUACAUCUGGCUGCCCGCCAUGGGGAGGAGGCGGUGGUGUCAGCGCUGCUGCAAUGUGGGGCUGACCCCAAUGCUGCCGAGCAGUCAGGCUGGACACCCCUCCACCUGGCGGUCCAGAGGGGCGCCUUCCUGAGCGUCAGCAACCUUCUGGAGCACCACGCAGAUGUCCAUGCUUGCAACAAGGUGGGCUGGACACCUGCCCACUUGGCUGCCCUCAAGGGCAACAUGGCCAUCCUCAGAGUGCUGGUCAAAGCUGGUGCCCAGCUGGACAUCCAGGAUGGGAUGGGCUGCACACCCCUGCAGCUGGCCCUCCGGAGCCAAAAGCAGGGCAUCAUCUCCUUCCUUGAGGACAGGGAACCCUCAUCAGCCGUUCUGGGCAGUGCUGAGCCUGGAGCCCAGAUGGAAGUUUAG
This is a messenger RNA of Diceros bicornis minor, 2298 nucleotides long. RefSeq names its product ankyrin repeat and kinase domain containing 1 (gene ANKK1). Gene Ontology annotation, cellular component: cytoplasm. Lineage: Eukaryota; Metazoa; Chordata; Mammalia; Perissodactyla; Rhinocerotidae. Bases 1 to 2298 code for a protein of 765 amino acids. Gene Ontology annotation, molecular function: protein binding; ATP binding; protein kinase activity. Gene Ontology annotation, biological process: regulation of cell cycle process; protein phosphorylation. The record is from RefSeq and is a predicted model, not a curated record. The transcript is spliced from 8 exons.